UCUUGCCACUCGGGGUGCUUUAGGGCUUUCCCAUUUCACAUGUCCAUACACUGAGGUGUCUAAUGGCCUCCAGCUCAGGGCUGCCCAUGUGAGAAGUGAAUGUGAGAACAGAAGGGCAGACACUUAAAGAGAGAGAAGAGUUUCCCACAGAACAUGGCCUCUGCCAAAGAAGAUGGUGUUGAUGAAAAAACGGUGGACGUUAAAGAAGAGGACUGUGAGCGGCUCAUAUCAGAGGAUGUGUGUGUGAAGCUGGAGGAUCACGAAGAAAGAAUUUCAGAUUUUAAAGAGGAGGAGGAGUGCAAGGGGGUGACUGCUGCCAUUAAAGCUGAGGAUUUGAAUGAUUUCUCCGUUGGUCUUGAACUUCAAAAGCAUGAAACUGAGGAAAUUUUCAAGCAAGAGGCCUGUGAAGAAUCUCCAUCAAGUUUACAGCCCUGGUCCACUAAUACAGGACGACUGGCUACACAGGAGAAUUCUGCAGAGCUGAAAUCAGAGUUAUCAGAGUCUGAAGAGAAAAUCACCGAGGGAAAUGGGAGAGAAGGAGAAGAGUCACCUGGGAGUGUUGGAAUAAAUUUACAGAAGAAUUGCAGCUUCUCUCCACCUUCAUUUGGUCAGCCCUCUCUUCAAUACAAAGAGAAAGGUAUGAAGAAAUCAGCAAGAGCAUCAGAGAAGCUGACUGCAGCCUUUUUGCAAUGCAGUUCUCUACCUGCUACUGGAGUAACACAGACAGAAGCCAUCAAAACUGAUCAACAGCAAGUGGAGAAAGAAAUCCAAAUUCACACUGGAAAAAAAUGUCUGGUGGAAUGUGGCAAACAAUUCACACACAAAAGUGAUCUUAAUAGGUAUAUGGAGACUCACACUGGAGAAAAAACAUAUUGUUGUCACGAAUGUGGAAAGUUGUUCUCAAGGAAAAGCUAUCUUCAGAGAAGCAAUCUUCAGAACCACAGAAGAAUACACACUGGAGAUAAACCUUAUAGCUGUUCAGAAUGUGAGAUAUCAGCUGAGUCAGCAAAGCAGGAAGAGAUAAGCAGCUGGGAAGGAAAUGGAGCAUCUGAGAAGGUGGAAAACCACAAGAUGGAUAUGCCCUUUAAAAAGAGACUUCAGCAGGAAUCGUACCUAAAGACCACCUAG
This is a messenger RNA of Polypterus senegalus (gray bichir), 1128 nucleotides long. RefSeq names its product zinc finger protein 665-like. The record is from RefSeq and is a predicted model, not a curated record. Lineage: Eukaryota; Metazoa; Chordata; Cladistia; Polypteriformes; Polypteridae. The transcript is spliced from 5 exons. Gene Ontology annotation, molecular function: RNA polymerase II cis-regulatory region sequence-specific DNA binding; DNA-binding transcription activator activity, RNA polymerase II-specific. Gene Ontology annotation, biological process: regulation of transcription by RNA polymerase II. Bases 154 to 1128 code for a protein of 324 amino acids. Gene Ontology annotation, cellular component: nucleus.